This is a messenger RNA of Lineus longissimus, 4601 nucleotides long. RefSeq names its product serine/threonine-protein phosphatase 6 regulatory ankyrin repeat subunit B-like. The coding region runs from base 153 to 3971 and encodes 1272 amino acids. The transcript has 10 exons. The record is from RefSeq and is a predicted model, not a curated record. Lineage: Eukaryota; Metazoa; Nemertea; Pilidiophora; Heteronemertea; Lineidae. Gene Ontology annotation, molecular function: protein binding.
UCACUAAUGUCAACAAAUAAAGCUGAAUUAUCCAAACAAAAUGACCUAAAACACCGAUUUACCUACGUUCAAUGUGCGCUUAAAAGCGUAAAAGACAUUAUGAUAAACUAAAGAAUCGGGAAAGUGGACGAAAUAAAGACUUUAGUUCCAGCAUGGCUGAUUCAGUUGAACUCAUGCCCAAGACUCAAGGGUGCAAGAUGCUGGAACAAGCUUACUACUUCAUGAAGGAGCUUCAGUUAAGCGCCAAAACUAUUGAAGGGAAACUUGCCGGGGCCAUAUUCAAGCAGGAUGAAGAUGCAGUUAAGGCAUGUUGGGAACCAUCCAUGGUCCAUUAUCGCCAAAAGGAAUAUGGCCUCACGUACCUCCAUCUGGCUGUGAUGACAGGAAACCUCGACAUUCUGAGAUUUCUUUUGGAAAAUGGAACUGACCCCAACAACACGGCUUACACAAACUGCAAAGAUGCCAAAAGUUACAGCAAUCUGUCCUGCCUGCAUGUGGCGGCCUUGUUCUGUCAUAAACAUGUGUUGGAAUGUCUCCUUAUGCGUGGUGCCUACACUGAACACUACUUGCAGUUCUAUAGCAAAAUGAGGAAAAAGUAUUCGAAAUUAAACGGGAUGACUCCUUUUCACUAUGCGAUAUUCGGCCAUGAUUUGGACACUUUGAAAAUUCUGGCGAAAUACAAAGCAUCAGUGGGCGCAACGACUGUUAACGGGUAUACCUCACUUCAUUUGGCGGCCAUGUUGAACUAUGAUGAUGUCUUUCAGUAUCUACUCCAGGAUAGUAAAAAUUUUGAAAACGCCAUAUCAAAAGAUGGUGCAACUUUGCUUUUUGUUGCCGCGGCUAACGGUGCUCAUAAACCACUUUCAAUGUUGAUAGAUCGAGGUUUUGAUGUCAAUGUCACAAACCAAAAUGGAAUAAGUGCUUUACAUGCAGCUGCUGCAUCUGGUAAAGCAGAAGCUGUGCAUGUUCUGUGUGAAGCUGGUGCAGACGUUAAUGUUACUUGCGAGAAAUACCAAGUCCGGCUAAGAAAUAUGGAAGAAAAAGAUCAUUUGCACGAAGCCAUUCCACUCCACGCAGCGAUUGGUGCUAAGAGUGUAACCUGUCUCAAAAUGCUCCUGAAGUAUGGUGCAGAUCCUAACUCGUGCUGUGAUAGUGAAUGUGCUGGUCAAGACGUCAGCCCUCUUCACUUUGCAGUCCGACAACAGUCGCAGUGUUUAUGUGAAAUCUUGUUGGAACAUGGUGCUGAAAUUAAUGCAAGAUGUGCUGAAGGCUUCACCCCUUUAAUGGGUAGUAUCAUUGAAGGCAAUCUGGAGGUUUUCAAGUUUUUAUUACAGCAGAAGGAUGUUGAUGUGAAUCUUGGUCACGUGGCAACUUCAUUUUCCCCUCUCGUGGCAAUAAUAUUGCUUCUCAAGGAUGACUCCAUAACAAAUUCAAAGGAUAUGGAAAUGACUCGCUUGAUUCUGGAGAAUCCAAGCAUAGAUCUGGAACAACGAUUUGUGCUCAUGCAUCGUCAUGAUGUCACCGUGCUUCAUCUGGCUGUCCACAAAGGUAACAAGGAACUGACGGAGUUGCUGGUGGAAAGAGGUGCUAGCGUCAACACCACCAUGUCAUUUCCUCAUUCCCACACGUCUGGUGUGAGUCUGAUGCAUACUGUGGCAACCCAGGGCUAUAAUCAUCUCAUGGAUUACCUCCACAAGGCUGGCGCUCCGUUGGACUUGCAUACAUCUACGGGUGUUACCCCACUGCUGAUGGCUGUCAUUUUGGGAUUCGACAAGCUCAUUGGAUUCUUCCUUGAUCAAGGUGCAGACCCUAAUGGAGGAGAUGGAGAAGUGACUGCUCUGAUGGUCGCUGCGGAACAGAACGACAUACCAGUGAUGCAGAAACUCAUACGGAAAGGUUGUGAUCUGAAUAGGAGGAAUCUGAUGACUGGUUAUACUGCACUUCAGCUUGCUAUUCUGUCCGAGUACCUUGUAGCGGCCCAUCUUCUGAUUGACCAUGGAUGCAACAUCAAUAAAUGCUCUGCUGCUGGCCAGACCUCCCUUGCCCUCGCCAUACGACAUGCUGAUACCCGCCUCGUCGAAAGACUACUCGAGAAGGGUGCUGAUCCCAAUGAGAUAUCCUCAUCUCUUCGUGUUGAAGAUGGCGAACAAGAAGAUGGCGAGAUUUCAACUGGCGAUACCAAAAUUAUGCCCCUGCAUUUAGCUUCGUUGCUAGGAAAGAUUGACAUGAUGAAAGUCUUACUGAAACAUGGGGCCAAGUUGGAUGGUGAGCUGGAGAACGGCCUCACUCCCCUUCAUGAAGCAAUCGACAAAGGUCAAGAAAACGCGGCCCUGUUCUUAAUCCAGAAAGGCGCGAAGGUCAAUCAUAAAUUAAAGAAAUUGCAACCAUUUGAAUGGAGGAAUCAUUCAGAAGUGUUUCCAUCAGCUGUUGGACUACCUGAACCAGAUUUAGUUAUAGGUACUCUUGUGGAUUUCGGAUGUCAUAUAUUCUCACCAUAUUUCUCAGAUGCGGAAUUGCCGAACUUUCUGAGCCGCUCAAAGUCUCGGAAAGUGGUGAAAAAACUUCUUUUUCACGGUCUGCGGUCCAAUCAGAACUUGCUACCCUUGUUGCUCGAUUCAGAUUCGAACACGAUAAGAAUGUUACUCCAGCACGGUGUGGAUGUUUCAAAGUCGAAGGCUGACCUUUACCAUGCCCUGGGUGAGAGUUCUGACACAGCUAUUCUAUCUCUGUUCAUCCAGAGUGGAUUGGACUUGGGUUUUCCCAGUGAUCUUUUCACUGAGACGGCUUCUGGACCAGCUAUAUUCAUCUCGGCAGCACGUCUUGGCCAUCUCGACAUGUUGAAGAUGCUGGUAAAAUCGGGUGUUGGCGUCAAUAAUCAGGAUGGAAAAGGCUUGACGGCACUCCACUGGGCAUCUGUCCGCCGCCAUCUACCCUGUGUCAAGUAUCUGAUCAGACUUGGUGCCAGCGUGACAGCUUUGGGAUCGCUAAAUGGUUACGACCACGCCACACCACUACACGCUGCUGUCAUGUCUAAUGAUACCGAUGUGACGGACGCCAUCAUUGUUGCUGGAGCUGACAUCAGUGCCCGCUGUUCCCUUGGGAGUCUGUCGGGAGUUACUCCUCUUAUGGUUGCCUGUUAUAGCGAAUGUUACAAAUCCAUGUGGAUCAUCUGCUUUGGAUAUGGCUGUGAUGUCAACAAACAGAAUUCAGCAGGAGAAACUGCUCUCCACAUUGUCAUCCAGUUGCCCAUGUUCCUGAAGCAGCACUUCUUCAAAGAUCUUAUGCUCGGAUGCCCCAAUGUCGACAUCGCAACAAAAACUGGACUGACUCCACUUAUGGCUGCAGUAAAGCAUCGGGAGUUGGAUAUGUCUUUUCAGCUGAUCAGUCGCGGAGUUGGUAUAAAUGCUGCAGCAAAAACAUUGGAGGCUACUGAUGGAGACCCAGGAACGGUUGGCAGGACAGCGCUACACUUUGCAGCAUCCCUUGGGAACAUCAAGAUAGUUAAGAGGUUGACUGAGGCUGGUGCAACGGUUGACGUCACAGAAUCUCACGAUGGUCAAGACGGUUUUACACCACUUCACUGCGCGGUAUUGAAAGGUCACGUUGAGAUCAUCCCGAUCCUUGUGAAUGCUGGGUGUAAGAUUAACGCCCAGACAUCCGACGGCUUCACGGCACUGCACAUGGCAGCUGACAAUGGCUCGAUGGAUGUUGCCAAAAAACUCAUGGAUUUAGAAGUCAAUCCUAAGCUUAAGACCAAGGACGGCAAGAUUGCCUCCAACUUUUCCUUGUUCCCCACAAUUGGGCGUCUCCUUUUGGCGUACGAGGCUGCCUGGGAUCUUAAACACCGCAGACCGACGCUGCAACGCAAACGGUUCAGUCUUCAGCAGAGGUUGAGCAUGCAGAAAAUCGAAGCAUUUACACCACAAAGUUUCACUGCGCGAGGAGACCAAGAUGAAGAAGGAGGAUCAUGAAGGUGGUGGGAUUCUCAAAUUCUCAGGUUCUUUAUUUGAUUUUUUAUCCAUAUAUGUAAAGUUGUACUAUUAAAGCCAUGAUACGAUUAUAGCCCCUUUAGUGUAGAAAUCAGCUGGCAGUAGGCCUACAUAUAAAUGCACACAAAGUCUAUAAUUGUAGGUACUACUUUAUGUCACGUCUUUGUCAUCUAUUUCUUGUUAGUCUGCACUGAAACUGAAAGCAUACGAACUAAUGAUGGGUGUCAAUUUCGGCCCUGUUGUAUAUCAGGGAUGUAUGAUUUUUGGGAGGAUUUUUUUUUCUCCCGAUAUGGGUUAAUACUUUGACAGCUGAAAAAUUCUAUGAUUUUGAAAUCGAUCAGCAUGUAUAUUCUUUUGUAUUCCAUCAAAAUGUACUCUGGGCAGGCACUGUAGUGUACACUUUUAUAUACAGUAGAACCUCUCUAUUAUGGACACCCUCGGGACUGACAAGUGAUGUCCUUAAUAGAGAGGUGUCCUGAUUAGAGAGGUCAAAUUGAAUGCAAACAACCAAUUUGGGACCAAACAUAGUGUCCUUUAUAGAGAGGUUGUCCUUAAUAGAGAGGUGUCCGCUAAGGGAGGUUCCACUGUAUGUAUUUAUACAAUGUUAGAAGG